AUGUCUUCCACGGUGGGUGAUGACCCUGAGCCCUUGGGCCAGGUGAAGGGGUUGGAAUCGUUCGAGCAUGUUGCGAGACCAGAAGACUCCCCCGAUGGAAAUCUCGUGUAUGAAGAGGAUGAGGAGCCUGAGCUUCAUGCCCAGACAUACUUUGCGUUGGCUGCCAUGUUCUUCCUCAACCUCGUCCAAGUCUUUGGCCUUCUGGGGCCCCCGACGGGUCUGUCCUAUAUCGAGAAUGACCUCAACAAUACACUCACCGGUACAUGGGUGCCGAACGCGUUAUCACUUGUGCAAGCCGUGCUCGCCCCCUUGAUCUCCUCUGCGUCGGAUACUUUCCAGGCCCGCAAAGCCCUCCUUGUUGGCCCGUCUAUUGUAUCAUUCAUUGGCUGUGCAAUUGCACCUGGCUCAAGCAGCAUAUAUCGUGUGAUCGCAGCGCAAAUCCUGAUAGGUUUCGGGUUUGCUACGGUACCCUUGGCAUACUGUAUUCCCAGUGAGAUCGUACCACGAAAGUGGCGACCGAUGGUCCAGGCUGUUAUGAAUAUUGCGGCUUCUCUAGGCGCUUGCGCGGGGCCCUUGAUCAUCGGGGCGUUGACCAAGAAGAACGCGCACACCGGCUGGCGUUACUUUUACUGGAUUCAGAUGGCUCUCUGGGGAGUGACCGCAGUCUGCCUGUUUAUUGGCUACAGGCCGCCCAAGCGACACACUCUUCUAGAUCACCUUUCGCUCUGGAAGAAACUUGGCAGGCUGGAUCUUCCUGGGUUUUUCUUACUUACAGCAGGACUGACAUUGCUAUUGACUGGUCUUAACCUCGGCGGCAAUCUGUACUCAUGGGCCAGUGCCCCGGUGUUGGCGACCUUGAUCAUCGGCAUCCUCUCCUUGAUUACUUUUAGUAUUUACGAGUGGAGAUUUACCACGACCGGCAUUCUUCAUCAUAAUCUUUUUCGGGGCCCAAACCACAGUGGCCGUACUCUUGGGAUCUGCGUUGCUCUUAUCUUUAUCGAGGGUGUUUGUCUCUUCGCCUAUGUCAUUUUUUAUCCAGUCCUAACAGCACAUCUCUUUGAAACCGAUCCAUUCUUCGAGUCUGCCCGCCAGCAACCAUAUUGGAUCGCCUCAGGUGUCAGCACUGUGAUAUAUGGAUAUGCAAGCGUCAAAUUCCGGACUAUCCGAUUUCCCAUGAUCGCAGGGUUUCUAAUCCUUACUGCAGGCGUUGUCGGACUGGCUAGCAUUCAGCCCGGCGAUGAUAUCAACUCCCUUGCAUUCGCUGCCCUCGCCGGUCUCGGAUUUGGGGCACCUCUUAUUUUAAUUAUUGCAGGGGUUCAGCUGGCCGUGCCGCACCACCUCAUUGCCACAGCUACAGCUGCGACUACUAGCUCAAGAGCUGUUGCAGCGGCAGUCUUCACAGCCAUUGCUUCUGCGGCAAUGACCAGUCGUCUGGAUGAAUAUAUCCCCACAUAUACAGCCAAAGCGGCCCUCGAGGCAGGACUCCCAAAGUCUUCUCUCGCUGAAUUUAUCAAAGCUCUUACAUCUGCAGAUACCGCGGCGAUACAGAAGGUGGCUGGCGUCAAUUCUGGCAUCAUCGAGGCGGGAGCCAUGGCCCUCAAGCAGGCUUAUGCAGAUGGAAUUAGGGUUGUGUUUAUUAUAGCAGCACCCUUUGGCGUUGUAGCUAUCAUUGCUUGUAUCUUCUUGGGCGAUGUGAAGAGUGUUAUGAAUUAUGGAGUCGAUGCCCCAGUCGAGGAUCUACAUGCCAAGCAUCCUCGACAAGACAAGGCUUAG
Messenger RNA from Penicillium longicatenatum, 1773 nucleotides. Its product is annotated as trichothecene efflux pump. Lineage: Eukaryota; Fungi; Ascomycota; Eurotiomycetes; Eurotiales; Aspergillaceae. The coding region runs from base 1 to 1773 and encodes 590 amino acids. Gene Ontology annotation, molecular function: transmembrane transporter activity. The record is from RefSeq and is a predicted model, not a curated record. Gene Ontology annotation, biological process: transmembrane transport. The transcript is spliced from 5 exons.